Pecten maximus is the source of this 1701-nucleotide messenger RNA. Its product is annotated as D-beta-hydroxybutyrate dehydrogenase, mitochondrial-like. NCBI's taxonomy places the organism in Eukaryota, Metazoa, Mollusca, Bivalvia, Pectinida, Pectinidae. The transcript has 6 exons. The record is from RefSeq and is a predicted model, not a curated record. Bases 25 to 1086 code for a protein of 353 amino acids.
CUUAUCAGCGCACCUUACCUCACUAUGGUGUCGUUAGAGAACACGUGUGUUUUAAGUUUUAUUUUACUGAAUGUGUAUUCUGUGUACAUCCACUGGAGAUAUUUGCUUGGCAUCUCACUGGUUUACUUUGCAUUAAGAAUAACCAGAAACAAUUUCCGGAAGAAGUUGGACAUCGGCCGAAAAGGCGUGGUCAUCACAGGUUGUGAUGCAGGUUUCGGUCACUUACUCGCCAAGCGACUAUACGACUUGGGGUAUACAGUAUAUGCCGGAGUCCUCAGUAAGGAGAGUCCGGGGGCCAAAGUGUUACAGGCACGUCAGUCGGACCGGCUUCAUGUGAUCAAGCUGGAUGUCACUAAAGACGAUGACGUUCAAAAGGCUCUGGAGUAUGUUAAUGCGACAGGACAAGGAUUAUGGGCCAUUGUGAACAAUGCUGGAAUCAAUUUUCCUGGUGAUGUCGAGUUAGCGACUGUGGAUCAAUACAAGAAAUGUGCUGAGGUCAAUCUGUAUGGCAUGAUCCGAGUUAUCAAGACGUUCCUUCCCAUGAUCCGGAAGUCAAAAGGGAGGAUUGUGAACGUGUCAAGUGUAAAGGGUCGAUAUUCAUGGCCUUGUGAUUCGGUGUACAUUGUAACAAAACACGGGAUGGAAACAAUGAGUGACUCCCUCAGACUGGAAAUGAAGAAGUUUGGGGUCAACGUAUCGGUUAUAGAACCCGGACAGUUUACAGAAGCCACAUCAAUCAAUGGCCCGGAACAGAUGAAACGAUUUAAGAAGGAGAUAAACUACAUGUGGGAACAAGCAUCUGAUGACGUCAGACAGACCUACGGUCGUCCAUACUUUGAUGCUAUCUACCAGGGAAUGGAGAAGAGUGGAUUGAAAGUGGCUCGGACCAUGUCAGCAGAUCCAGUUAUUAACGCUAUAGAUGACUCCCUCAUUAACGUAUCACCAAAGGCCCGCUAUGUGAUCGGAGGAUCCUUCUCUGUUGUGGACGAGCUGGCGGUUCUUGCUAAAGUCUAUAACUUUCUUCCCGAAUUUAUAUCGGAUUGGAUCAUUGAGAAGCUGACUGGAUGUGGAUCUUUUACCCGCUAAUGCCUAAGGAAUAUUGCUGAAAACCUUCAUUGGCCAAUAAAGACUAACUUUUAAUAACUCAGCUUGAUAAUGUAACUGAUGAUGACAAGAUGUCGAAUUGUUUCGUCUCUUAGUUAAAUGUUAUAUCAUCUCCUUUUAAACAGAAUGACAGAAACUUAAGCGAACAUCAUCCGUAAGAUAUGUUUUUUCCAGUGCGUGAAUACCUCUGACACUUUCUAGGUCUAGGCAAACGUUCUAUGAUUGGGCAUACAUCUGAUCCAAUUCUUUCGACAUUGAUAUCAAUAAGUUUUGUUACAAAAUGUGUAUAACCUUAACAAGGACAUUUGCUCAUUCACGAAUAUAAUACGAUAUUUCGUUUUGUAAAGUGUUAUAAUUCUCUAUAUUCUUCUAAAUCGUCGUAUGAAGGCGAAUUUAUUUUCCUGACAUCUUUUUACCUAUAUAUCGACAUGUUCACUAGUUCCCCGACAAAAUACCGCGAGUACGGGAUAUUCAGAGUCUCCUGAAUUUCGAAAAUGACAGAGUCUGGCGACAUUGGAGAGAUGUUGUCACCUUUUAUUCUAUUGAUGACGUAUAUGGGUUAUUGUUGCAUUUAUAAAUAAACAAAACAGAAAUCGU